AUGGACGCCGACGCGGUUGACGUCUUGCGACGACGGGCGAGGGCGUUGCGACGGGCGAUCCCGGGGCGGUACGACGACCUGCGAGCGCUCGCGCGCGGAUUUCAGCUCGAUGAGGUGACGCCGGAUGCGCUCGCGCGAGCGAUGAUUGAAUGUUCGCGCGCGUCGAGCGACGCCGCGCGCGAGAUCGACGCGCUCGCGCGAGCGUUGCCGAGCGAGGCGCAUCGCGCGCGGCUCCGACGGGCGCUCGGUGGGGGGGUGGAGACGACGGGGACGACGGGAUGUUCCAGCGAGACGCGGCGGGCGCGCGAGGUCAAGGCGGAGACGUUGGCGCCCGGUUUGGUGUGUUUAAGGAAAUUCAUGACGGUCGAGCGACAGCGGUGGCUCGCGGACGAGAGUUUUCGAUUAGGAGAGAGCGUGGACGUGCAACAGGGAUUUUUUGAGCGCUCGAGCGACGGCGCGGCGAAGCUGAACCAAGGGUCGAGAGGUCGGAUGAUUUUAACGCCCGAGGCGUUUCCGGGCGACGCGUUGCGAGAGAUGUGCGCCGAGGCGGUGCGCGCAGCUCAAAAAGUGGACGACGCGAUGCCGGACAUGAAUCCCACGACGUGUUUGGUGAACUUUUACAAGGAUGGUGCCGAAUUUAAAUGGCACAAAGACUCCGAGGAUCCAAAGUUGGUGAAGUCUCGCGCCGGACCGCCCAUCGUCAGCUUUAGCGUCGGCAUGUCCGCGGACUUUGGAUACAAGUACUCGUUUGAAGAUCCAACGCACGAGGUCGUGCGCCUAAACUCUGGCGAUGUCUUACUCUUCGGGGGGCCGUCUCGCAUGAUCGUGCACUCGGUGUUGAACGUCCACCCCGGCUCGAUGCCGGGGCACUUGCGAGGAAAAAUGCUCAACGGGCGCUUAAACGUCACCGUUCGAGACAUCGGCGAGGGCGUGAUCGAUACCAGCCAGUUCCCCGCCUAUCGCGUCUCCUACGAUGGCGUUCCCGCGGAGGGUAAUGUAUGA
Molecule: messenger RNA, 1002 nt
Organism: Ostreococcus tauri
Lineage: Eukaryota; Viridiplantae; Chlorophyta; Mamiellophyceae; Mamiellales; Bathycoccaceae
Product: Alpha-ketoglutarate-dependent dioxygenase AlkB-like
Exons: 1
Coding region: 1-1002 (333 amino acids)
Biological process (GO): oxidative RNA demethylation
Cellular component (GO): nucleus; cytoplasm
Molecular function (GO): oxidative RNA demethylase activity; ferrous iron binding; broad specificity oxidative DNA demethylase activity
Source: RefSeq, a predicted model, not a curated record